This is a messenger RNA of Caretta caretta (loggerhead turtle), 3650 nucleotides long. It is a transcript of the gene CFAP206, whose product is annotated as cilia and flagella associated protein 206. NCBI's taxonomy places the organism in Eukaryota, Metazoa, Chordata, Testudines, Cheloniidae. Gene Ontology annotation, cellular component: ciliary basal body; axoneme. The record is from RefSeq and is a predicted model, not a curated record. Gene Ontology annotation, biological process: sperm axoneme assembly; regulation of cilium beat frequency; regulation of flagellated sperm motility.
GGAGAGAAGCCCCGCCCGCUGGGGAGCCGCGUUCUGUCUCCAUGGAAACGCGGCCGGCCGGCCGGCUGGGGACGACGCUCCGCUGUCUAGCCCGGCUGGGGCAGGAGACUCAGUUGCUGGACCGGGUGAGUUCUGUGCUUGUGAAAAGUGCCCGAUUGAUGGCCCCUGGAGUCCUGUGUUUACUCUUGGAAGAGGUGCAGCAUGGGCAGCAGUCAGGGCCAGAUUAACUCUCCUGUGCACCUGAGGCUAUUAGAUUUUGUGGGGCCCCUGUAUACAAGACUUUUUCCUAAUUGAAAACAAAAUGAUCACAAUUUGGCGUUGAGGCUAUUAACGCUAUACUAAACUUGCCUUUUAAUUAACAUAAAGCCAUUCUGUGAUUACGUUUCAGUCUUAAAACAUGUAGAAUCAUAGCGCUGGAGGGGACCGUGAGAGGUCAUCUAGUCCAGUCCCGUGGUCUCAAGGCAGAACUAAGUAUUAUCUAGACCAUCCCUUACAUGUGGUUGUCCAACCUGCUCUUAAAAAUCCCCAAUGAGGGAGAUUCCACAACCUCUCUAGGCAAUUUAUUCCAGUGCUUAAUCACUCUGACUGGAAAUUUUUCCUAAUGUCCAUCCUAAACUGCCCUUGCUGGUUUAAGCCCAUUUAAGCCCGUUGCUUCUUGUCCCAUCCUCAGAGGUUAAGAAGAACAAUUUUUCUCACUCCUCCUUGUAAUAACCUUUUAUGUAUUUGAAAACUGUAUCAUAUUCCCUCUCAGUCUUCUCUUCUCCAGACUAAACAAACCCAAUUUUUCCAAUCUUUAAUAAUUUUUGUUGCUCUUCUCUGGACUUUCUCCAAUUUGUCCACAUCUUUCCUGAAAUGUGGCACCCAGAACUGGACACAAUACUCCAGUUGAGGCCUAAUCAGCAUGGAGUACAGCAGAAGAAUUAGUUCUCAUGUCUUGCUUACAAUACUCCUACUAAUACAUCCCAGAAUGAUGUUUGCUUUUUUUGCAACAGUGCUACACUGUUGACUCAUAUUUAGCUUGUGAUCCACUAUGACCCCAGAUCCCUUUCCGCAGUACACCUUCCUAGGCAGUCAUUUUCCAUUGUGUAUGUGUGCAGCUGAUUGUUCCUUCCUGAGUGGAGUACUUUGUAUUUGUCCUUAUUGAAUUUCAUCCUAUUUACUUCAGACCAUUUGUCCAGUUUGUCCAGAUCAUUUUGAAUUUUAAUCCUAUCCUCCAAAGCACUUGCAGCCCCUCCCAGCUUGGUGUUGCCUGCAAACUUUAUAAGUAUACUUUGUAUGCCAUUAUCAAAAUCAUUGAUGAAGGUAUUGAACAGAACCAGACCCAGAACCAAUCCCUGUAGGACCCCACUCGUUAUGCCCUUCCAGCAUGACUGUGACCCACUAAUAACUACGCUCUGAGAACAAUUUUCCAACCAGUGUCAUGCGAGACAGUAUCAAAAGCCUUACUAAAGUCAAGAUAUACCACAUCUACUGCUUCCCCUCAUUCACAAGCCUUGUUACCCUAUCAAAGAAAGCUAUCAGAAUGUCCCACUCUCAGGCUGAAAGUGUCAUAAAGAAUAUCAUUCGUGAAAUAGGACAAGAAUGUGCCAUGAAAGGACAAACUGUGUCUGAAAUCUUGGUGGCUUUCAUGGUGAAAGCUGUCGUUUUGGAUCCAAGGAAUGAGUUUAAUGUAGAUAGAACCCUCACAAAAAAUGAUGUGCAAAAACUUAUUAAGCUCUGUGUUGGUAGACUUCUUGACACAGCAAAUCCAUCCCUGGACACUAUUAAGAUGCAAGUUUACUUUGAUAUGAAUUAUACAGACCGAGUUGAGUUACUUAAUGAGCAGCAUCGCAUUCUAGAGGCCAGGCUGGCCCCUGUGAGCAGAGAAAUCACAGAUAAUCGUGCUCGUACACGAGAAGAGCUGGAGAGCAUUUAUCGAAAGAUUGUUAGCUAUGUUCUGCUACGAUCUGGCCUCGGAUCCCCUACAGACAUCAAGGUUGUUAGGGAGGCAACAGCUGCCCUGCAGAGUGUGUUUCCCCAGACAGAGCUGGGUGUUUUUCUCUCUCUCAGCAAGAAGGACAAAGAGCGACAACUGAAAGAACUUACCAUGAUUGUCACAGGAAUUCGGUUAUUCAACAAGGACUGUGGGAAAGGAGGAGAAGGCAUUGAUGACUUGCCAGCUAUUCUGAAUGAAGCCAUCCCAGCAGCCACGCAGCCUAUUGAUGCAGAGCUUCGUGCCUCCCAAGAUCUGGCAUACCGCUACACAGCUGUCUUGGAAAUGAAGCAUGAGAGCCCACACAGAAAUAUAGAAUCUAGAUUAUCUAUGUUAAAGGAAGCACUUUUCAAUGUGAGACAACAUGAAGCCUUCCUCUGCAUCAUUCUGUCUGAUGUGAUCACGUGUGCACGAGAAGUUGAAAUGAUGGACAAGCAGUUUGCAGCACAAAUAGAGCAGUUAAAAAACACUGUUAAAGCAAAGACUGCUGUACCUACGUCACAAGUUUUCCCUAUCUUUCUUGCACUAUCUAACCUCUGGACGAGCUUUCAGGAUGAGAUAUUGCUGCUGAGUUUCCUGACUAAUUUGACAGUCAGUCUACAGCAGUUCUUGGGAAUCCAUGCACAACUCUUUCCUGAUGAUGUGAUGGAGUCGCUUCUCGAAGGAGUGACUGUGAAGAAUGAUGAGCAAAGGAUAAAGGAAACCAUGGGAAUCAAAGUAAAUGUUUCUGAUUUCAAGGAACAAGAGUGGCUUUUUCCAGAAACCACGUCUAAUUUUGAUCAGUUGUUAAUCCAGUACCGUGGGUUUUGUGCUCACACACUUGCUGAAAAAGAUGGCCUCCUCCUCCCAGGAAAUCCUGCUGUUGGAAUUUUGAAACAUAAGGAGAAAUAUUAUGCUUUCAGUUCCAAGGAAUCAGCAUAUGUUUUUGCCCAAAACCCAGAUACAUUCAUUCAGUUGAUUGGAGAAAAAGCAAAAGAAUGUGCUGAACUUAUUCAGCUGCUUGAGCUUCAUCAUCAGUUUGAAUCCCUUGCUCCUUAUUCACAGGUCAGAAGUGGAGACAAACGUUCAAUAAAACCAAUUACCAAAUGUGACAGCAGUACUCAGACUGACACCCAUAUAUUGCCUCCAACUAUUGUGAAGUCGUAUGAGUGGAAUGAAUGGGAACUGAGGAGAAAAGCCAUAAAAUUGGCUAAUUUGCGUAGGAAAUUAACUCACUCAGUGCAGACUAAUCUCAGUCAUAUGAGAAGAGAUAACUCCACCCAAGUGUAUCUGCUAAAGGAUUUUGGCACACAGACUAGACUUGACAAUUCUAGCAACGUACCCAGGCCACAGAUUUUCCUGGCAGGUCUCCGAGGUGGAUCAACCCCAACUACUUGUAUGGUCAAAGUGAACUUAACCAGAGCAGUUGAUGAAACCUAAAUGAAGUUUAAAAGGAGAUAUACUAAAGUGUAGUACAUGUUUUUUUAAAAAUCCAAAUAGAUUUCUGAAGUAAUGUAUAGUAAGCUGAAUUCUAUGUCCAUUGAUUCAAAGAGCUGUUGUUAUACUUCAUGGUUUCUGUUAGGAGCAGCUAAAUGGCAUUAAGUGAUAAUGAUUAUAAAAAGCCUGAAACAUCCAAUUUAAAAAAAGUAGAAUCCAGGCUUGGCUGUAAAUUCUGAAUUAAACUGGCAUUUCUAUGGAA